Ziziphus jujuba (common jujube) is the source of this 2031-nucleotide messenger RNA. Its product is annotated as E3 ubiquitin-protein ligase RGLG2. The transcript is spliced from 12 exons. The record is from RefSeq and is a predicted model, not a curated record. Gene Ontology annotation, molecular function: ubiquitin protein ligase activity. Gene Ontology annotation, biological process: protein K63-linked ubiquitination. The coding region runs from base 375 to 1763 and encodes 462 amino acids. Lineage: Eukaryota; Viridiplantae; Streptophyta; Magnoliopsida; Rosales; Rhamnaceae.
UUCUUGCGGGCUUUAUCUGAAGCUACUUAAAAAAAAAAAAAAAAAAGUUUGGGCACUUUUUACUUUUCAGAAUCUCAUUUUUUUAAUUAAUUUUAUAAUUGGUGAUUAAUCAGAUCCACCCGAUAAAAGCUGCAAUUUAAGUGGAGCUCGCCCACUGCCAUUUUAUACAAAAGAACUAUGUUUCAGAGACUUAUCUUCUUCUCGCAGAGGUAAGUUCGAGAUCUCUCAGCGAAGGAGCUACUUCUAGUUGACUAUCAAUCAACAUCAAGUGUGGAUUUGGAUUGGUUUGGUUGAUCUGGGUGGGUUGCUUUGUGAAUUAGAGGUAGUGGAUUUGUUUAGAAUUUUUGGGGAAUCUCUGUAGAGAAUUGAGUUUGAUGGGUGGUAAAAGUUCAAGGGAGGGAAGUUUGAGGGGGAAUUCGUCAUUACGUUCGAGUUCGAGUUCUUCCUCGUGGGGUGGGUAUUCUCAAUCGCCGUAUGGUCAAGACAGUCAGAUAUAUUCAACCCAGCAAUCUUUCUCGUCACCACAAUACGCUUAUCCCCCUCCGUCACCACAAUACGUUUAUCCCCCUCCGCAGGCUUAUCCCCCUCCACAGGAUUACGAUGUUGGUUAUGCUGCUCCUGAUGGUAGGAGGAGGUUGGACAGGAAGUAUUCAAGAAUCGCAGAUAACUACAAUUCCUUGGAUCAGGUAACUGAGGCUCUUUCACGUGCUGGCCUUGAGUCUUCGAAUCUUAUUGUUGGUAUUGAUUUUACAAAGAGUAACGAGUGGACAGGUUCAAGGUCAUUCAAUCGACGAAGCUUACAUCAUAUAGGAGAUGGUCUGAAUCCCUAUGAACAAGCAAUAACUAUCAUUGGGAAAACCUUAGCUGCAUUUGAUGAGGAUAACUUGAUUCCUUGUUUUGGUUUUGGGGAUGCAUCAACCCAUGAUCAAGAUGUCUUUAGUUUCUUUCCAGACGAGAGAUUUUGCAAUGGAUUUGAGGAAGUAUUGAGUCGGUACAGGGAGAUUGUUCCUCAUCUACGACUAGCAGGACCAACCUCAUUUGCACCAGUAAUCGAAAUGGCCAUGACCAUUGUUGAGCAGAGUGGUGGCCAAUACCAUGUUCUAGUGAUAAUUGCCGAUGGCCAGGUAACUAGAAGUGUGGAUACUGAGCGUGGCCAGCUAAGUCCACAGGAACAGAAGACUAUCGAUGCCAUUGUUGAAGCGAGCAACUUUCCACUGUCAAUAGUUCUAGUUGGUGUAGGAGAUGGACCCUGGGACAUGAUGAGGGAAUUUGAUGACAACAUCCCUGCUCGGGCAUUUGAUAAUUUCCAAUUUGUGAAUUUCACAGAAAUAAUGUUAAAGAAUGUGUCCCCGUCUCGGAAGGAGACUGAAUUUGCUCUUGCAGCGUUGAUGGAGAUUCCUGCUCAAUAUAAAGCCACAAUAGAGCUUAAUAUACUGGGUUCUCAGAAGGGAAAUUCUCCCCGGAGGGUUGCUCUUCCCCCCCCUAUAUAUGGCACAUCAUCAUCUUUCAGCAGUUCAAAGCCUUCUCGUUCUACUGGUUUUGAGCCAAGUGUGCCUUCUUAUCAAGUUAAUAGCAAACCUGUCGGCACAGCUCCGCCAGCUCCCAGUUCUACUUAUGAUAACCAGCUUUGCCCGAUCUGCCUUAGUAAUCCGAAGGACAUGGCCUUUGGUUGUGGACAUCAGACUUGUUGCGAAUGUGGACCUGACCUUGAAACCUGCCCAAUUUGUCGAAGCCCCAUUCAGACAAGAAUAAAGCUCUACUAAAGAAGUUUCUCAGCUUUCAUUCCCCCCUUUUAUUUUUAGCUGCUUCUACAUUCUUUCUUAUUCAUUAUUCAGAUUUGUCAAAAAUGGCUUUGAAUCAGCUGGAUUCAGCACCAUUUUUUUUGUGUUGUGGAUGUAAAAAAAAUGCGUAGCAGGUAAGAAUGGGAGAAAAUAUGUGAAAAAUGGCCCAAGUUAUCAGUUUCUAUGUACAUUAUUGUAAUUGGAUGUAUCUCGUCAUAUAAUAAUAUGAUACUGAUUUGAUGUUUGGUUA